AUGCUGAAAUUUCGAACUCAAGGGUAUAAUGGAUAUUCGCUACAAUUUAGUCCGUUUAUUGAGAAUAAAAUAGCAUGUGCUACUUCAGCAAAUUUUGGGUUAGUGGGUAACGGGAGACUAUUUAUUUUAAAUACCGGGAUUGGACCUGAAGGUGUUGAGGUUGAAAGAAUAUAUGAUACGCAAGACGGAAUAUUUGAUUGUUCAUGGAGUGAAAUUAAUGAGAAUCAAGUAGUAACAGCAAGUGGUGAUGGAAUUUCCAAUUCAAAAUUGGCAUGA
This is a messenger RNA of Funneliformis caledonium, 276 nucleotides long. Lineage: Eukaryota; Fungi; Glomeromycota; Glomeromycetes; Glomerales; Glomeraceae. The record is from the annotation of a GenBank genome assembly.